AUGAAUCCCAAAACCUUUGCUUACACGGAAAAGAAAGGUUUUGCCGAAGAAAUUGGCGAAGGCAAGAUAUCCCUUCCACUUAUCCACGCUCUCGCCACCAAGUCGCCUGAACAGGGCCGCCUUCUGAGCAUACUCCAGCAGCGCAAGUGCGGCAAUGGACUGUGCCCCGAAGUUCGCAAGCUCGCUCUGAAGGAUAUGAUCGCCGCUGGGGGGAUGGAGUACGCUAAGAAGACAGCUCUUGGAUUGCAGGAUUCAAUUACAGAGACGCUCUCCAUGUACGAGAGUAAGGUCGGUGAGACGAACUGGCUCUUGAGGUUGGCACAGAAGAAGUUGGAGAUUGAAGACUAG
Fusarium verticillioides 7600 is the source of this 348-nucleotide messenger RNA. RefSeq lists its product as hypothetical. Lineage: Eukaryota; Fungi; Ascomycota; Sordariomycetes; Hypocreales; Nectriaceae. The record is from RefSeq and is a predicted model, not a curated record. The transcript is spliced from 2 exons. The coding region runs from base 1 to 348 and encodes 115 amino acids.